UCCAACCCACUAGGGUAUAGUAUAAUUAAGAUUUGUCCUAUUUCUCAUCAGUUAGAAAUAUAUUUGUUUUCUCGAGCAUACUCCAUCUUGUGUAAUUAUUCCUAUGAUUAUCUUUAUUUUAUAGAAGCCUUAAAAGAAAUAGAUGAUGUCUAUGAAAAAUACAAGUCAGAAAACGAUCCUGUGCAGAAGAAACGCUUGCAGCAGCAUCUUCAGCGUGCAUUAAUCAACAGUCAAGAACUUGGAGAUGAAAAAAUUCAAAUAGUUACUCAGAUGCUAGAACUGGUAGAGAAUAGAGCCCGUCAAAUGGAAACACACUCUCAGUGUUUUCAAGAUCUGUCUGAGAACGAAAAGCCCCUAGAAAAGGCCAAGAUGGAGUCCUGCCAGCCAGAGAGAUCCUCCCGUAGACCUCGUCGCCAGCGAACCAGCGAAAGCCGCGACCUGUGCCACAUAGCAAAUGGUAUUGAUGACUGCGACGAUCAGCCACCUAAAGAGAAAAGAUCAAAAUCUUCCAAGAAGAAAAAACGUUCCAAAGCCAAACAGGAGAGAGAGGUUUCACCUGUAGAAUUUGCAAUUGAUCCCAAUGAACCAACUUACUGCUUAUGCAACCAAGUGUCUUAUGGCGAAAUGAUAGGGUGUGACAAUGAACAGUGCCCUAUUGAGUGGUUCCACUUUUCCUGCGUUGGACUCACGUACAAACCAAAGGGAAAAUGGUACUGCCCCAAGUGCAGAGGAGACAAUGAGAAAACAAUGGACAAAUGUACUGACAAAUCAAAAAAGGAUAGGAGGUCGAGGUAGUGAAAGCAAUUGUGUUUUAAAGAGUUGGUCCUUUUAUAUUAAAAUGUUUCAUUUCCAGAGAACAUUGUUUUAGGAAAUGCAUAAGACUAUGCAAUAAUUUUUAAUCUAUAAUAUUAAUGGAGUAUUAAAAGCUGUUCUACCUUCUGUGAUCUUUAACUUUCUGCACUGAAUAACCAAAUAAUUGAAACAGGGUGGCUUCAGACCUUUCACAGAAGACAUUACAAGCAGAUGGCGCUUGGUUUCAAUUUAACCCCAAUAGUAUUUUAAAGAACCUUGCGAAUCCUGAAAUAAUGGUGAUGGGAAAGAUACUGAAGAACUCAUGUUAUGAUAAAGGGGUUGAAAGGCCUCACAUCUCUGCUAGCAUUUUAACAACUACGUUUGUUCUUUAUCCCAGGUUUUACAUUUUCAGUUUUUGUGUUAACAUCAUGCAUUUGGAGUUGGGGGUUUUGAAUUCAGCUGUAACUGUAAAAGUCUUCCGAGCUAUGAGCAGACCUCUCCAGUGACUUUCAUAUGACCCGUAUGUUAUUGCAAGGAAGAAAAUACCACUAACUUAAAUUUUUCUUUUUUGCCAACAUUAAACUCUUGUCUUUGUGACUAUA
Cyanistes caeruleus (blue tit) is the source of this 1394-nucleotide messenger RNA. Lineage: Eukaryota; Metazoa; Chordata; Aves; Passeriformes; Paridae. The record is from RefSeq and is a predicted model, not a curated record.